CUCGCGCGAGGUACAGGAGCGGCUAGGAGAACUUGUGGUGAUCGCCCUGCUGUGGCUGUGCCGCCAGCUCAGCAGAGUCCAAAGGGAAGAGGUCGCGCUCUCCCCAGGUCUGUGGCCUUUCAGUGGGGGCUCUCCCGUCUGCAGGGAGUCUCCAUCUCAGCAGCGUGCAGCCUUGUCCCAGGUGGGGUGGCUGCUCUCACUGGGAAGGUGGGAGAGACGCCGGUCUGCACAGCUUUCUCGUUCACGCUAGACGAACCACCUCAGUGGCUGCUACAGAUGCUUCACCACUCCCGGUCCUCAGGGAAUGUUGGCCAGGCCCAAGUCCGAAGAAAGGAGGGGAGAGUUUUCAUCCUCCUUUGCCCUGCAGCCUGUUUGGAGUCGGGUCUUCACUGUUUCCCCCGCUAAACAGGUAGAGAGGUGUUUGUUCUGAACGAAAGCAGAGACUUGCCCACAAAGGAGACCUGGGUGUUACGGGAAGUGCCAAAAAGGGAAGAACUUCCCAAACCGUGGGGGCAAGUGCCAGGGCAAGGGGCUGCGUGCUGAGACGCUUUGGGCCUGGGGCUGGACAGCAGUGUGGAGACACGUGCGAGAGUGUAACCAGGAGCCUCAGAGCAGAAAGUCUCUGUCCACUGAACCUGCUCCGGCCGGAGGCCUGCUCACAAGUGCAGCUGGCGAGAGCCUGUUCUCCCUGCAGUGGCAGAGCAGCGGCUCCCGGAGCCACCCCGGAGCACGCGGCUGUUCUGAGGGGCAGCAGACGCCGUUGCAGACCUGUCUCCUGCCCAGCUUGCUGACCUGUGUUACCUUCCCGGCUGCGCCUCAUGGUUUCUGUGCUCGCUCCACAUCCGGAGCUGUUUGCAGCGCGGAGGCUGGAGUGGGAAUCGCUCCGUGAAAGCGAUGCGUGUGCACCGACCCGUGCCGAGGUGCUGCGGUCGGGGCGGGCAGGGAGAGGGGAGGCACGCGGUAAUGGGGAGGGAAAGGCGAGAAGGAUGUGGCUGUUUAUUGCGAGUUAAUCAGAAAUAUUUGAGCCUUGGCAGUGACACGGCUCUUUAUGAUCCAGAACAUUUCCACCUCUCGCUAGGGAAGGCCACUUUAGCUGUAAAUGUUGCUGUUUAUGUUCCACAUGAGUUGUGUGCCAGAACUAAUAGGCCCAUGUGUUGCUUUUUGCCAAGUCCUGAGGGCCUGUGGCAGUGGCAUGUUUGGAAACGGGCAUUUUUCAUGCGAGACUUUAUUCAUGCACAGCAAGAAGAGCUGCUGUGCAGGGUCUCUGCUGCUGCCCCGAGCUCUGCGGUGCCGCUCGGGGCUGCGGGGAAGGGUCCUCCUGCGACAGGCGCUGCAGCCAGGGGCCAGCUCUCCAUUUGCGGUGGCAGCAUUGCACUGCUGUGCGGUGCCCAACAGCAGCAGGAGCGAGCGUGCGCUUGUGCUCCCGGCCCUUGUCUGCAGCUCUGUGUAUUACCUGCGAGGACCCGGUGGAGGGUUUCCACAUCAACCAGGAACGUGCGGCUUCCUGGGGGAGCUCUCGCUUGCGAGGAGCCGUGCUGUGCCCCUGGGCCUGGCAGCGGCAGGUUGCUGGGCGGCCUCGGGGGUUUGGAGAGCGUCGCGGGAAGGAGCGGCACGGCUGGGUGUGAGGCCAUUCCGGGUCUGAGCCCGGGGGCUCAACGGCCUCCCCUGCAAACGUGCUGCUGCUGCGCGCAGCGCUGUGCUGCGGCCCCGCGGGCUCCGUUACGGGGUCUGGCGCAGGGCUGCUACCGCGCAGCGCGAGACCAGGGGACAGCGAGGAGGGCGCUGGGUGCCUGCGCAGCCCCUCCGCGGGGGCUGCUCCCUGCGUCCUGCCGCGGCCGACCGCGGAGCACGGCCAGGCGGGCUGCGCCUGGGGACAGCAGCCGGCAGUCGCAGCACUGGCAUGAGCAGGGAUGAGCAUCCAGCACGCGCGUCCUCUCCCCUGAACGUGCUCGGAGCCUUGCGGCGCAGAGGGGCUCCUGGCCUCCGGCACAGCCGGAGCACCAAUGGCCCACGCGGAGGAACAGGCGCUCUGGGCGUGCUGCUGCUGGCUCGAGAGCCACCGCAGGGGAGGCGGCUGCGCUGGAGAAGCUGCUGGUCAGGUACCUCUGGCCAUGCCUGGGGACCCAGCCCUGCUCCCUGGACGCAGCUGUAACUUGUAGUUUGCAGACGCGCGAUGCUGCCGGUGCAGCCCGGGGGCACGUGGACGUGCUGGCCAGCACCGUGUCGCGCGGCUCGGGCACCCGCCAGUCCCGGGGGAAGCCGCUCCCGGGCUCCCUCUGCGCUCGUUAAACUGCCUCUUGCUGCAGCUGUGGCUGAGAGCCUCAUCGCUGCUCCCCAGGCUCCAGGUAGGCCCAGUAACCGCGCUGGUCGCAGCGUCUGGCACGCCUUGAAGCUGCUCUGCCGCGCUCUCCAGAGCUGCGCGGCGCUGGCGAGGUUCCCUGCGUGUCUGCAGCUGCUGGGUUUGGGGGCCAGAACCUCUCCAGGCGUCGCUGGACAGGCUCUGCGGGCAGGGCUGGGUGCUGCGGUGCCAGGAGCUGGCAGCCGUGGAGGAACUGUGGCCCUGCAGCUCCCAGACUCGGAGAAAGAGACAGACUGUGCCUGGACACCGCAGAAGAUGCCUGAAGGGCAGGGUAAAACUGUUAACUUAAAUUCUCUGCAAAAUGGCUCCAGGAAGUACCAAAAGAUUUGUUUAUUUACGUGUUACAUGAUUUCAGUAUUGAGAGCCUGUUGAAAUGACCUGGACUGCAGUUUUCAGAGAUGCUGUUUGUGGGUGUUGUCACCGGCAAGGCACUUUCUCCUUCCUGCAGAGCGUGUUCUGCCGCCACAGGGACCAAAAACGAAGUGCUGAACACAAGCAGGGAUUUUUCUGGUGCCUGCUGGAAUCUGCAAUAAGGCUGUAGAAAGCCCAGGAGAAAGGUCUCGCCGGGGUGAGGUCGCGGGCGGCUGAAGAUGGGAGGCUGUGGGCGUCCCGUCCUCCCCGUUCGAGGCCUGCUGCUCUGCGCCUUGGCUCUGCUCGUCUGCGCCCAGCACCCUCCGGCCGCAGCAGGUUUUCCAGAGUCCAGCGGUACUUACAACUCCUCCGCGGCCUCCAACUCCUCCGCGGCCUCCAACUCCUCCGCGGCCUCCAACUCCUCCGCGGCCUCCAACUCCUCCGCAGCACCCGACUCCUGGGUGGACGGGACAGAAGAAACACUGCUCACCUGCCAGAGCUUCCGCUGCUCCGGGGAGAGGUGUUACCAGGACGAAGCCUACGCCAACGAAACGCUGACCUGCCAAAACGGCUCCUACUGUGAGCUCUACCGAUUCUCCAGCACAAACUACACAGCCGGGUGCACCCGCGAGUGCAGCGCGGAGAGGUGCAGGACCAACAGCAGCGUGAGCGUGCAGCAGUGCGCCCUGGACUGCUGCGACUCGCCCCUCUGCCUUCAGCUCAACGCCAGCUCCUAUGGUGACCUGCUGCCCAGCACCACGCCAGCCGCCACCACCGCCACCGCCACCCCCCGAGCUCCCGCCCGAAAUGGGAAACUGUGUGCAUCGUUCUCCUGUCACGGGGACGGAUGUUUCAAAGGCAAGAAGACUGUUGCUGGAUGCACUGUCGGGCAUGACUUCUGUGAGAUGAAGAAGAUGGGUUUGGACUACGUGGCGGGAUGUAGCAAAGCCUGCAAGACCGCCAAGCCGGUCUGUGCCGGCAGAAUGAAGGCGACCUGUUACCAGGAGUGCUGCCCAGCUACCCUGAAGGCCAGCUGUCUGAAACUGGAUGGCAAGGUUCACGUCAACGGUGCUGAGCAGCUGACGCUGGCCCCACUGCUGAAGCUCCUGGCAUGUGGGAUGCUCUUUCUUCUGGAUUACAGGGUCUCUGCUUUCCUCUGGGAGUAAGCAGCAAUCCUGGUGCUCCACAGCCUGCCCUUGAGCUCGGCAGCACUUGUUAGGAUUCCUGUAGCUCUCUGACUUCAGCCAAGGCUGCUAUCAGACGCCCCCCGUUCGGUCCAUGUCCCAGGUCUCUCCUCCCCCUGUGCAGCACGUCAGUCCCACGGCGCGUCCCCAGGCCUCUCUGGAAACACCCGUGCGGUGGCUGCGGUUUGCUGGCUGGCUGCAGUCUCUACUCGUGUCGUCCCGCGCGAUGCAGGGAAGGGCAGAACCGGCGAACGGCCCGGGAGGGGCAGGGGCAAGGGCUGAGCCCCUGCGUGGUGCGCGGGGCAGGGCGUAGGUUACUGGCCGGCCUGGGCUGUUGCUGAAGCUGCUUCUGAAGCACAGGCUAGGAAAUCCUCCUUCCCCGGGGCUGCGCGUGCUGCAUGGGAACAGAGCGCUGCCACCACUGCCGCUCCCCUGGUGGCCCUCGGCAGCGGAACCGGGGUGAGAGCUCUGCUGCGGGCACGGGCCGAGAGCUGCUGGCUCAGCCAGUCCGCUCUUCGGCGGCCGUUCUUGCUGUGGGUUCAGCGUGUUUGGCUCAGUAGUUGCCCUGCACAGGACCCCGUGCUGCUCCCAAAUCCCACCUGCCAUCCCCGCGCCCCGCUCGCACUCCCGUGCCCUCCUGGGAGCGGAGUCCUGGCUCCCGUUUGGCAUCUGCCAUUUCAGUGAGCUCUAAAUGCUCCUAGUCGAGACUCCCCAGCGCCCUCGGAGGGAAGGCGCUUCGUCUAUAGGCACUAGGGGAGCUACGACCAGGCGUUGGUCCCCGCCAGAAAGCUGCAGGCCUGUGAGACUUGCGGGUGAAUUACAGCUUCUGAGAGCUGCUGCAACGUGCCUCUGCGCCACGGGGACUGCAAAGAGUGACCUCGGGUGAAGGGGCAAGGGGUGUUAAGCCUGUUAAAAACCAGAAAAUUCUGCCUUGACUGAAGACAUAGGGUUUGCUCUAGUUAAUAAUCUGCUUGCAGUGCAGCCUUUCUGGGCAUCCACCUACCAAUUAGUUUAAAAUGGCUCUGGUAUUGAAAUACCUCCUGUCUGGAUAGGUGAAAUUAAUAACACCAUGCUUCCUCUCCAAAUCCGAGACAGGAAAAUGAGAUUUCUCUGAAGCGUCACAUAUUUCAGAUAAUCCUGUUUCACAUCUAUGGUUCUCUACACCUAAAGAUAGAGCAGGGAAUUAGCUCGUAACUGUAAACAAACCACAGCCCCCCAGUCCCCUCCACUCCGCCUGUCACCGCAUCACAUGUCGCUGGUACCGCGCCUGUCACGCGAGGUGCCACCGGGCCAGAUCCCCCAUCGUGCACAUGCAAACUGCUGUCCUCUACCGCUGGUGUCUCUUCCAAAGAAAAGAUUGUGAAAGUGCAAGUAUAAAUUGAAGGUUUCAGUCCUGCUGGCCGCUGAC
Dromaius novaehollandiae (emu) is the source of this 5302-nucleotide messenger RNA. RefSeq lists its product as uncharacterized. The coding region runs from base 2950 to 3876 and encodes 308 amino acids. The transcript has 9 exons. Lineage: Eukaryota; Metazoa; Chordata; Aves; Casuariiformes; Dromaiidae. The record is from RefSeq and is a predicted model, not a curated record.